GUUCAUUAGUCUCAAGCUCUCUUUGAGGGAUACCAAGUACAGCAUGAUUGAGAGAGUGCUUGCCCACAAGUUGGCGGUCCUAACCCUCCGCUAUUACCUGCUGGGAUGGGCCUUCAUCCUCUGUUCGGAUCGCGCCCUGCUUCAGUGGCUCCACCGUAUGAAGGAUACCAAUGCACGGAUCACUUUGAUGGCAGCAAUUCGUAAGAAGCUUGUGAUUGUGGGAGAUGGAGCCUGUGGUAAAACCUGCCUGCUGAUUGUCUUCAGUAAAGACCAGUUUCCUGAGGUUUAUGUGCCCACAGUGUUUGAAAACUACAUCGCUGACAUAGAGGUGGAUGGCAAACAGGUGGAGUUGGCUCUAUGGGACACAGCUGGUCAGGAAGACUAUGAUCGGUUGAGGCCAUUGUCAUAUCCAGACACAGAUGUUAUUCUGAUGUGUUUCUCUAUAGACAGUCCAGAUAGUUUAGAGAAUAUCCCAGAGAAGUGGACACCAGAAGUAAAACAUUUUUGUCCCAAUGUUCCCAUCAUCCUGGUGGGAAAUAAAAAGGACCUGCGAAAUGAUGAACACACACGCAGGGAGCUCAUCAAGAUGAAACAGGAACCUGUAAAACCGGAGGAGGGGCGUGAUAUGGCUAACCGGAUCAGUGCUUUUGGAUAUCUGGAGUGUUCGGCUAAAACUAAGGAGGGAGUGCGGGAGGUGUUUGAGAUGGCCACCAGGGCGGCACUGCAGGUCCGCAAGCGCAAGAAGAGAAGCGGUUGCCUGCUCUUAUGAGCCUCACUGUUACAAACACAUAUCUCUAUCUGCUUUCCAACAACUGACACACAAAUCCUGGAGAACCUUUAUCCAACUGUCUGCCACCUCGUACAAUUCCCCACAUAACAAUCGAGGUGUGGAUGACCGAAAAAUAUUUUUAGAGAAACCGAAGUGUCAACACCUCUUGAUCAUGAUGGCUUUAUUUCUUUUUUCUUUUCACCAGCAUACCUUCCUUCCUUUACUGGGAGAAAGACUGACUGAUUAAGUUUGUAUAAAUCUUCUCUGUUUUGCUCUAUUUUCUGGUUUGCAGUUAUUCUAUGCCUCUGAAUAUAAUGUGCAAUGAGGUUGAAAUCUGAUACAUUUGGAAAAAAAAAAAAAUAAGAAUACAUUUAUCAUUCAGUUUGACUGUACUUCGUUUCUCUAUGUUUAUGAAUGCUGAUUUUGGGACUGUGCCCAACUGGAAUCUUGAUGGAUGAACAGCAAGUUCUCUGAUCAAUAGUGAAGGGAGACUGAUAUGUCCAGCAGUAAAAGGGUUUAGUUAGCCCAAAGAGAGUUAGCAUAAAGUGCUAACUGAAUUAGCUCAAUCAGGUGGUCACUCUGACCUGUUCUGCUGUGUGUGUUCGUACAAUAAUUGGCUUUAUUGGCCAAGUUGUAAAAAAAAAAUGUCUUCAUAAAUAUAAUAAAACAUGCAAGAAACUGAUUUGUGAGGACAUCUGAAGUAGUUCUCACUAUUUGAAAUGCUCAUAAAUUAGCCAAAUUAUGUUUUGUUUCAAAUAUAAUAAUGAAACAAACCAUUAGGUUUAGGGGGUAUGGGUAUAGCAAAUAUCCUCACCUCCAAAUAAAAACCACUGCACCUGUAAGAUGUCCUCACUGAUAUAGUGAAACCAAUGUGUGUAUCCAAGACAGUUAUAGAGAGAACUUAUUUUUGGCUCCAUCUGAGGUAGAGUGCAUUGCAAUAUCAGAAGUGAUAAGAAGUCAAAUUAAAUCAAUCUACUCCAGAAAGGUGAUACCUGCUCAAAAAAGGCAUUUAGUGGCUGACCAUCCAUUUUUAUUUAGAUUGAAGUGGAUCUCUGCCC
This is a messenger RNA of Xyrauchen texanus (razorback sucker), 1827 nucleotides long. RefSeq names its product rho-related GTP-binding protein RhoA-D. NCBI's taxonomy places the organism in Eukaryota, Metazoa, Chordata, Actinopteri, Cypriniformes, Catostomidae. Gene Ontology annotation, cellular component: neuron projection. Gene Ontology annotation, biological process: small GTPase-mediated signal transduction. Gene Ontology annotation, molecular function: GTP binding; GTPase activity. The transcript is spliced from 5 exons. The record is from RefSeq and is a predicted model, not a curated record. The coding region runs from base 44 to 769 and encodes 241 amino acids.